Dictyostelium purpureum is the source of this 1140-nucleotide messenger RNA. RefSeq lists its product as uncharacterized. Lineage: Eukaryota; Evosea; Eumycetozoa; Dictyosteliales; Dictyosteliaceae. The transcript has 3 exons. Gene Ontology annotation, biological process: protein ubiquitination. Gene Ontology annotation, molecular function: protein binding. The record is from RefSeq and is a predicted model, not a curated record. Bases 1 to 1140 code for a protein of 379 amino acids.
AUGUUUAAUACCAACACAUCAAACACAUCAAGCAAUGUUUAUGGUUUAUCACAAAAAACUAGAGCAUUAGCACAUGUUGCUGGUGAAACAGAUAUAAAUAGAUUUUUAGUUGGAACAUUAUCAUUAAGAGAAGAUAAUGAAAUUGCACUAUUGGAAUCCAAAGAGAAUGAAGGUGGUGUUAAAUGUAUAUCAAUAUUUUCUCAUCCAAAAGAAAUUUGGUCAAUUACAUCAUGUCCAUUCGAUGCAAAUCUUUUCUUUACAGUUUACAACACUGGCACAAGUAAUGACUUCAAAUCAUCAUUGUGGAGAAUUAAUGAAAAUAUGGAUAGCAUUCAAGAAGUAUUCGAACUCAAAGGACAUACAAGCAUGAUAAAACCAAUAUUAUGUGACCCAUCAGGUUCAAAUGAUUAUAUAGUGUCUUUAGAUGACAGCAAUAUUCGUUUAUGGGGAAAAAUUGAAGAUAGUGAACCACAGUGUGUUAAAACAUUUGGUAAUCUUUCAAAACUCUCUGUUGGUUCUAUUAAUCCAAAUAUUCCAAAUCAAUUAGCCACAGCAAAUGAUGUUAAUAUUAAAGGUUGGGAUUUUAGAAAUGCAAAGGAAACAUUUUCAAUCGAUAAAGCACAUUCGGAACAAAUUAGAGAUAUCGAUUUUAAUCCAAAUAAACCUUACAAUCUUUUAUCAGCAGGUGAUGAUUCAAAACUUAAAAUAUGGGAUACCAGACAAACUAAAGAACCAGUCAAAAUAUUUUCAAGUCAUAAUCAUUGGAUUUGGUCAGCUAAAUUCAAUAAAUUCCAAGAUCAAUUAAUUAUAACAUCAUCAAGCGACAAUACUGUAAAAUUAUGGAACCUUUAUUCACUUUCUUCCGCAAAUAACACCAAAGAUUCAACAACAACAAACUCAAAUGACCAAACAUCAGAUACAUCAUCAAACUCAUCAACUCAAUCACAACAACCAACCAAACCAAAGAAAAAUAAAAGAAAUGAAGAUCAAUUAAUUAAAACUUAUGAAGAACAUGAAGAUAGUAUUUAUAAUAUAAGUUGGGGUUCAAGUAAUUUCCUUUUUGCAUCAUUAUCCUACGACGGUAGAUUUGUUAUAAAUAAUGUUCCAAAAGAAUAUUCCGAUAUUUUAUCAUAUAUUUAA